AUGGCUAGCAAGUCGUCAUCAUCGGCUCCAAAGAAAGGAAAGGCAGCGGGUGCCGACUCCAGUAACACUGCAACCGGGUUUACACCCGAAAGAUUCGAAAGGGAGCUGAAAGACUUAGCUGACAAGGCUAAAAGCGAUACCUUUAGCAAUCGUCUUCUGGAACAACUCAACAUUUAUAUUCGGAUACUCCUUCUUCUUGCCUUCCUUGGCAUCUACUCCUAUGUCUCUCAACUCAACCUUUCACCGGUCUAUGGAUCCAUACCAUCGUCAAUAUGGCAUGCAAAGCUUGUUAUGGGUGGCUGCUUUCUCGGGUGGGCAGCCAACACGUUUCUUCGCGAUUCACUUCCAAUCAAUCCCGUAAAAGCCCUUCCCAUCGUUGCGGUUUGCAUUCCAGGUCUGCAGCACUAUCUUGGAACCUUCAGCCAGACAUUUGGCCCGCAAUGGGGUCCCGUGGUCACAGAGGUGUUUACGUUACUUCCCCUGGCAAUAUUCACAUCUGCCUCGGUGGCUGAUUACUGGGAGGGGGCGAGAUUGAGCAUGCUGCCGAACUUUGUGUCCGACGCUGGACCAGGCAUCGGCUCUUGGGCCUUAUUCAAGCUCUUUGAAAGCCAGGCUGCUGUAUACUUGCCCCAAAUCAUUGGCAAGCUUCGUGUCCUCACAAGAUUGGGCUUUGAACUUAUUUUGGCAUUUGCUUAUAUGGCCUUCUCACCUUCCAAAUACCUGGUUUAUACGGCUUUCCCGUUCUUUCACACAUUUCUGCUGAAUACCCAUUUACAGUCUCCAGCAGCCACCCAGAGUCUAAUUAGCUCGAUGAUGACCGACGGCUGGUUGUUCAUCGAGAGACGUGAGUCGGUUACGGGCUACAUUUCAGUGGUACAGAGCAUACAGCAAGGGUUUCGGGUUAUGCGUUGUGACCAUAGCUUAUUGGGUGGAGAGUGGAUUGACCAUAGAGGAGGACCAGUGUCAGAACCUAUAUACGGUGUGUUUGCCAUGCUGGAAGCUGUCAGGUUGGCCGAAGCGGCUACGCCUGUGGCAGACCAGGACGCCAAGGCAUUGGUGAUCGGACUUGGGGUAGGAACCACUCCUUCCGCUCUCGUUUCUCAUGGCAUCAACACCACGGUCGUGGAGAUGGACCCUGUGGUGUACGAAUUUGCGACCAAGUACUUUGAUUUGAAAGAGAAUAAUCCACCUGUGUUGCAAGAUGCUGUGAGCUACACUGCUGAACUUGCUAAGACGGCGCCCGCGACAUACGAUUAUAUCGUUCACGAUGUAUUCACUGGUGGCGCCGAGCCGGUUGACCUCUUUACCCUGGAAUUCCUACAGGGACUACAUGCACUGCUGAAGCCCGACGGCGCGAUUGCCAUUAACUACGCGGGUGAUCUUGCUCUUCCCGCCCCCAAAAUCAUCUAUCGCACUAUCAAACAAGUCUUUCCUACAUGCCGUAUCUUUCGCGAAAUGCCCCCAGAUGCCGAGUCCAUCAAAACCAAGGGUAUGGACUUCACCAACAUGGUCAUCUUCUGCAAGAAGUCGGCCAGCAGCCCACUCACCUUCCGACGUCCCACGACAAAGGACUUUUUACAAAGCUCGGCCAGACAAGAAUUCUUGGACUUGCGGAAUGAAAUUCCUGAGCCGUCAAUGCUUAUUGGUGAGGAAGAGGGCAUUUUGACAAAGAAUGAUACAGAAAAAUUGGCCAAGUGGCAUGAGAAGAGUGCGUUAGGACAUUGGUCGCUGAUGAGGACCGCCAUUCCGGCAAAGGUAUGGGAAAGAUGGUGA
Messenger RNA from Pochonia chlamydosporia 170, 1773 nucleotides. RefSeq names its product spermine/spermidine synthase. Gene Ontology annotation, biological process: polyamine biosynthetic process. The record is from RefSeq and is a predicted model, not a curated record. The coding region runs from base 1 to 1773 and encodes 590 amino acids. The transcript is spliced from 3 exons. Lineage: Eukaryota; Fungi; Ascomycota; Sordariomycetes; Hypocreales; Clavicipitaceae.